GCCUUGGCCAUCAAUAUUGGCCACCCUUUUCAUCCGCCUCAUCAACAUCGAUUGUACAUUUCUUUGAAGCAUAACGAAUACCAUUGACCAUCAAGCACCACCCAAAAUGGCAUCCUCACUCCCCUCUACGAUGAAAGCCAUCAUCAUCAAUGGCAACAAGGCCAAGAUCUCCACCAUUCCACUCCCUAAACUCCGGCCAACCUAUCUCCUCGCAAAAGUCAACUCCAUCGCACUCAAUCCUACCGAUUGGAAGCACAUCAACGGCAAGCGUGCGUCCCCCAAUGGACUCUCGGGCUGCGACUUUGCCGGCACGGUAGUGGAAGUCGGAUCGGACGUGAGCAAGUCUUUCAAGCCGGGCGAUCGUGUUGCGGGAACCACACAUGGUGGAAAUGCAAGCCAGAUCGAAGACGGAUGUUUUGCGGAGUAUUGCGUGGCCAAGGCCGACUUGCUAGUGAAGCUUCCCGACAGUCUGUCGUUUGAUGCUGCUGCAACGUUCCCGCUGGGUGUUUCCACCGUUGGGCAAGGACUGUAUCAGAAGGCUUUGAAGUUGAAUCUGCCCACCAACCCUACGAAGGGUGGCGAGACGGUGCUUAUCUAUGGCGGCUCAUCUGCCACUGGAUCGCUGGCCAUUCAAUAUGCCAAGUUGUCCGGCUACAAAGUCCUGACAACCUGCUCACCGAAGAACAACGACUUCGUCAAGUCGCUCGGUGCAGACGGAGUCUACGACUACAAGGACCCCGAGUGCGGCAAGAAGAUCAACAAAGACACCAACAACUCCCUCAAACUCGCAUGGGACACCAUCUCCCUCGAGGCGUCUGCAAAGAUCUGCGACGAAGCUCUGUCCACCGACUCCACGGGCGCAAAAUACGGCGUGAUUCUCCCCGUCAAACUCCCCAGCAGGCCGAAAGACGUCGAGACGACGUGGACCUUCAUGUACACCAUUUUCGGCGAGGCCUUUACCAAAGCCGGCCGCGAGACGCCUGCCAUGCCCGAGGACUUUGAGUUUGCGAAGAAGUUCUUCGCCAUUACGGAGCAGCUGCUGGCGGAGGGCAAGCUGAAGUCGCACCCGGAGAAGGUGGGCGAGAACGGACUGGCGGGGGCGUUGAAGGGGAUGGAGGAUAUGAAGAAUGAGAAGGUCAGCGCGAAUAAGCUGGUGUAUCGCGUGGCUGACACGCCGUCUGGAGAGGAGGCCGAGGUGGAGUUGUAGGGACAGUGGAUGUCACGGGCACGACUUUGCAAGGCUAGGUGUGAGUAGUCGCAAAGGUGUGAUGUACAUGCAAUUCAAUCAAUCGCAUCAAGUAUAGUAAGC
Messenger RNA from Neohortaea acidophila, 1309 nucleotides. Its product is annotated as chaperonin 10-like protein. NCBI's taxonomy places the organism in Eukaryota, Fungi, Ascomycota, Dothideomycetes, Mycosphaerellales, Teratosphaeriaceae. The transcript is spliced from 2 exons. The record is from RefSeq and is a predicted model, not a curated record. Gene Ontology annotation, molecular function: oxidoreductase activity, acting on NAD(P)H. Bases 107 to 1207 code for a protein of 366 amino acids.